AUGUACUCCCAAUCCGUUCACGCAGAGACCUCCCUCCAGGCUCUCUUUGCGUUCAUCAAAGCCAAUCCUCUCGGUGUGCUCACCACCGCCAUCCCAUCCAGUGCCAACCCACUCAUUCAGUCCACACAUAUCCCAUGGGUUCUGGAUGCCUACACCGACGACCCCACAGCCCCCGUCAAGGGUCGUCUACGCGGCCACAUGGCCCGACAAAAUCCCCAAUCCAAGUCCAUGAUCGAGGCGUGCACCGAGUCCGGCACAAACCAGCUUCAGCAGGAGGUGAUGAUUCUUUUCACGGGAGCUGACCACCACUACGUGACGCCCAAGUUCUACACCGAGACAAAGCCCACGUCGGGCAAGGUCGUGCCGACGUGGAACUAUGCCGCCGCCCAGAUCUAUGGCAAGGCGACCGUCUACUAUGACUCAUCCGCCUCGGAGACGUCCGACUUUCUCUCACAGCAACUUCAUGAUCUGUCACAGCACUGCGAAACUUGUAUCAUGGGAUUCACGGGGACCGAUGGGAAGUCGGGUCCGUGGGAAGUGUCUGAUGCUCCGGAGCGAUACAUUGAUCUGAUGAAGAAAGCCAUCAUUGGGAUUGAAGUGACCAUAGAGCGCAUUGAUGGGAAAGUCAAGAUGAGUCAGGAGAUGUCAGCGGGGGAUCGCCAGGGAGUCGUGCACGGAUUCAAGAGUCUAGAAUCGGAUGUGGGGGGUCGUAUUGCUGCGCUCGUGGAGGAAUGUGGAAUGAAGAAGGACUCUCAAAAGAGUAGUCGGUGA
Molecule: messenger RNA, 771 nt
Organism: Penicillium oxalicum
Lineage: Eukaryota; Fungi; Ascomycota; Eurotiomycetes; Eurotiales; Aspergillaceae
Product: FMN-binding negative transcriptional regulator
Exons: 1
Coding region: 1-771 (256 amino acids)
Source: RefSeq, a predicted model, not a curated record